CUGGUGCCCGAUGUUGAUCGGGCGUGUUUCCUCGGUCGUGCGGGAGUAAACAGUCGUGAACGCGCAAGUCGUCGGCAACGGCGGAGCCGUCGUGAACUUGGCGAGGACUCAGCCGCGUUUAUUUACUACGUGCGAGCGAAAGAGACAGCGACGCGAAUGGGCGGGAGGGAGAGAGAAUGUGUCAUGUGUGGGAAAGAGAAAGAUGGAGAGUUUGAGACGAAGAACGACGUUAAACGAACGCAUGAGCGAUUUCCAUGGAAUGCGAGAUAAAAAUCGGAACUGCGUCGCGUCGUGAUAAGAAGACGCUGACGUAUACGCGAUUAAUUCCAAUUUCUAACAGAACUGCUGGAUCGUUUGCUCCUCGAAUGGGUAAAAAGAGACAGAAGGAGGAGGAGGGAAGUAGCAUAGACAGAGAGGAGAACGAUAACAUGCGAGAAUGCAAGCGAGAGGGAGCUCGUGUGUACAUAAACGUCCGUUCAGUCGCACGUUUCUGCACUUUAUUUCCUUCUAUUCUGUGCUAUUUGCCUCGGCCCAAUCGCAAGUGCAGCCAAAACGAACGAACCUCUAGUUGCGCAUUCGAUCCCAAGAUAGUGCUAAGAUUAGGAUCGCGGAAUGCAGGCCGAGUUGAUGUACCGAAAACCUACGACGAUGAUGAGCUCGUCUGGUCAUGGCGGUUUUCAUCGCGUCGGAAGUGGUAGUCGGGGAAGCAGCGGCCGGGACUCCCGGGAGACCAUACACUCCGGCCACUUUAUGGUGUCAGACUUCGAAGCCGAGGCUCAGGACGACGAAGACGAACUGGCUGUGCCGGUGCCCGACGAGGAAAUCACCGCUAGGCUGUCGAUCAUCGCUCAACCCGGUUUUGCCGUCGAGCGAUUCAUCGCCAACUCGUACGACAAGAGCUCGCAGCAGUUGAGCAUUGAGACAUCCUUGAACAAGCUCUUCCAGUGUAUGUCCCUCGCCUACAGACAGAAGCUGACAUCGCCCAAGUGGAAUCGCUUCAAAGGCAUCAGACUGCGAUGGAAAGACAAGAUCAGACUGAACAACGUCAUCUGGAGAUGCUGGCACAUGCAGUUUAUAUUGAAGCAAAACACAUUGGUAUGCCAAUUCGCGUCACCACUUGACGUCGAUACUCACAACAAACCCGAGGCGGUGGUCUUAGAGGGAAAAUACUGGAAGCGAAAGCUCGCAGCGGUCACAGCAGAGUACAAGAAAUGGCGUAUGUUCUAUCGGAACAAGAUCCUCGGCUGGACGAACAAGGAUGGCACCGAGAUGAUGGAAUCAAUGGACAUGCUGGAUUGGGACAGUGGAAGCGUAAUUGCCGGGAACUACGGGACGGGUACAGGCAGUACGCCCGAAAACAACAGCGGGGCUCCAGGCGGAGAAAGCAUGAUGGUUGACGAGGACUACAUGGAAUUGAUGACCGAUACCCUUUUCUCGACCAUCAGUUCCAAUCAACCGAUAUACUUUCCUGAUCCUAGAGAAAUCGCCCGAGGUGCCAGUUUAGCCGACUUCAUUCAACCUAGUUUGGGUCCUCUACAACCGCAACUCGAUGAUAUCAUGGACACGCUGAACAAACUGGAGCCGCUGCAAGAAUUCCUAAAUUCGAAAUUGCCUCCAGUUCCUGAGGAGGAUGAUAUGUUUCGGAACAGCAGUCUAAAUGCUAAUUAUUCCGACUUAGACUUGAUGACCCCGAUUACUCAGAUGAACGAACUAAACGAGGAUCCGACGAUGAAGAACGAACAAAGUCCACAACAGCAACAGUCGCUGGUUCAGGAAGCACAGGACGCUAACAUGCAGAAUCUCCAUUACACCGCCAAGAUAUAUACUCAGCCCCAGCCUGAAUCAUCGAGUGUUUACAGGAAUAGCAUAGCUAUGUCUGAAAAUUACAACGCUAUUCAGCAAAACUUCGAGACAUCCGUCACGAGUCAACCGACGACGCGAGAGAAAAGUCGGAGUAGUAGUAGAGCGACGUCGUCGAGAAGUAGCCGCGUGAUACAGCAAUCCCAACAGCAGCACGUACCAAGUACGUACCAAGCGGGCGCGCAGCAAACGCAGAAUUCCGGGUUCCAGUCGUCGCAGACGCAAUCAUCUUACGCAAUGGAAAUACAAUUAACGCCCGUGCAGAAUCAGCAACCGGUGCAGAUCACAACGCUAAACGAUCAGUCGGUUAACGUUAAUCAGAUAUCGUCGAUCGUCGCCGCCGCAGCCGCGGCCAGUCAUGUGCAGAAUCUGGUGACUGUGCAACAUAACUUCACACAGGCCGCGAAUUCAUCGUUGCAAACACAGCAACGAGCAAUAAGGCCUUUGCCACCAACACCACCGAUGUCUACGAAACCGUACAAGAUCGUGCAACCGCAGCAGUGCUACAAGUUCCCGAACCUGACUCAGAAUUUCAACGCUCAACAGUGUAAAUUUAACACCAAUAAUUUCAAGACACAUCCUACGCAACAAGUGAUAUCGGUAUCAACGGAGCAGCCGUCGCAGUCGCAGAUGUUACUGCGAUGCAGGCCUUCUGGACUAGAUCUCACCGCGCCUGCCCUACACCCUACCAAACUACUACCUCAACCUAUUACGUCCAACGCGGAAACAGAAGAGAUCUUCGCCAUACCUAAGUACCAAAUAAAGGGAAGGAACAGAUCACGUAGCAGCUCGUCCCUAGCAGCACCUAGGAUACAUCCACCGUUAGUAUCUGCAGUGAGCGACCCAGCUCUAAAUCUAAAUAACAACGUCUUACUUGCGCACUUACUCACAAACGCUUCGUCCACGCAAGUGACAACUGCGCAACACAUUACGACUCCAGUGACGGUUCAAACUAUGCAGACUUCCAGCAUACAACAAGUACAACCACAACAGCAGGCGAUGCAACCUUCCGCUUGCAGCCAACAGAUUCUUUUAAACACGAACAAUCAAACACAUCAACCCCAAAAUAGUCCCGGCUCACCGAAAGACUCAAACGUUCAUAGUCCGCAAGCACUGAGCCUCAGUCCUCUACACAGCCCUAUGAAUAUAGGUAGCCCUUUGUCACCUAGUCGCGGAUACAUGAAGGGUGACUCAGAAAGGGGACAAUAUAAGGAACAGAGGAGGGUCGGCCAUAUUCACGCGGAGCAGAAACGUCGAUAUAACAUUAAGCAUGGAUUUGACAUGCUGCACAGCCUGAUUCCGCAACUCAGUCAGAAUCCUAACACAAAACUAAGUAAAGCUGCGAUGUUACAGAAAGGGGCAGACUAUGUUAGACAGCUGAAAGCGGAAAAGAAUCAAAUGGCCGAGGAAAUGGACAACUUGGAGCAACAAAUCAAGUGCCUUAAAGAGUCUAUUAGUAAUUGUCAAUCUAUGCUUCCUGCAACGGGUGCCCCAGUUUCUAGCCAUAGAACAAGCAAGAUGAAAGAGAUGUUUGACGAAUACGUGCGUACGCGCACACAAGAGAACUGGAAAUUCUGGAUUUUUAGCAUAUUAUUAGAACCGCUAUUGUUGUCCUUUGAUGCUUCCGUCUCGACUGCGAGUGUAAACGACUUGAAGAAGAGUACAAUAUCGUGGGUCGAGCAACAGUGCUCACUCGCCCGCCUUAGGCCAGCUGUUUUGGAGACUCUGAGGCAGCUGUCUACUCAAACUGAUAUUUUAUCAAACCCAGCCCGCCUACCCGAAGAAGCACUUGAAGCGAUCAAUCAAACGAGACGCCGGUCCUCUACACAGUGACCAAGUGCGCGAUUUUGUUGCAACGUUGUUCGUGUUGUAUAAAGAAAGUUCAAGAUUUAGAUAUAUACGAAGACGGAAAGGAUAGUUACCGUAUAGUUUAAGUCAGCCUAUGCAAGAAAAAAAGAAAGGAAAUUAUCGAGACCGGUACAGUAGAUUUACGAGACGUCGCUUAACACAACGACGCGGGCGAGAAUUUAAGUGCAAUUCCUCUUUUUAUUGCAAAACGUUACGUUGAAGUUCUUAAAAAUCUGUCGCGACGGAUUAUAUAAGGCACGUUUUAUAUAACGUAUUUGAAUAAAAUACACACGUGUAUAUUACCCAUUAUCAGUACCACACUGUCAUCACUAUAUAUGUAUAUACACCAAAAUAUGUACUGAUAUAGCCAUCGAUGUGGCCGCGCACAAUCAUUCGCAGAUAAUUAUUUUAUUUUACAAUAAAAUAAUUACAUGUGUAGUUUCACAUUUAUUUCGCGCGAUUAUAUAUGCACUAUAUAUCUAUAUACCAAAAGUCAGAAAAUAUUCUAUAAUUACUACCUUUACAAUGAAUUAAAGAACAUUAUAGUACUCGCAAUGGUUAUUUACGCUUAUGAAAUUUACGUUUAUGAAAUUUCGUAAUAUAUGAUAAAAUUUAUUCCACUGUUUUUAGAAAUGUUUCGUUCAAGUAAUAGAAAUUUUUUAAUUUACAAUGAUCGUAAAUCAAUUAUAAAGGGGGAAUACAUGGACGCCCGUAAAAAUUCUUUUUUCAUAAAUAAUUAGAUUACAUCGAGCAAAGAUGAGAGAUGUCUCAAACAUCAGUUAUUUUUGUUGUGAAAUCACUAUGCUGUCGUACUUAUACAGUUGUAUAAAUAUGACUAAAAGUUACGUGAUAUUAAAAUAUUUCUAUGCCACCAAUUAUAUCCUAUUGUCAAAGAUAUGGAUCAGUGCCAUAAAUCAUUAUUGUUCUGACAGACUGCAGUCCAAGACAGUUGUAAAGGGAUAACUUUUUGAAGGAUAUGGCUUGAGGUAUAAAAAUACAAGUAACUUUUUAAGACGCAAGCUAUCAAACUUGGUGAUAGCAUUUAAUAAAUUGCGCUGCUAUUGAAUUGUCCUACACUGAUGCGCCAGCAAAGGAAAUUACACAUCCAUCGAUGAUUACGUGGACGAUAAAAAAGGGUUGCUCAAACACGUAACACUUAUGUUCACAACGUUAUGCAAUAUAAGAUCUUUAAUAUGAAAAUAUCAUGUGAUAAUGUACAAAUCAUUUACAAAAAUGUUUGACUACCGAAUAGAUCUUAAGCUACAGAGGGCUUCUGUAUAUUGCAGCGUCUUUAUUAACGUCUCUAUUAAAAUUAUAUCGAAUAAUGAAGAAAACAAAACAUGUUUAAUAUUCUGAGUUGUUACAUUCUGUUUUUUCUUUUUUUUUUUAAUCGUUUUUUUUAAUCGUUUUUUUUAGUCGUUUUCAUGUGUACUCUAAAAUGAUUCGUUGUUCAAAAGACUAUGCACGAUACGAUAUACAGAUGCUCUCAUCUGAACUUACAAUGUAUAUGUACAUGUGUAAGUGAUAGGUAAUAUAAGUGAACUCAGCGAAAGGGAUGUUCUUUUGUACAAUAUGUAUCAUAUAAUCAUAAGGACUCAUAUAUUGUUAUUACUUCAAUGUUACAACAUGAAGAAACCUGAA
This is a messenger RNA of Odontomachus brunneus, 5349 nucleotides long. RefSeq names its product MLX-interacting protein (gene Mondo). Gene Ontology annotation, cellular component: nucleus. The transcript is spliced from 16 exons. NCBI's taxonomy places the organism in Eukaryota, Metazoa, Arthropoda, Insecta, Hymenoptera, Formicidae. The record is from RefSeq and is a predicted model, not a curated record. Gene Ontology annotation, biological process: regulation of transcription by RNA polymerase II. The coding region runs from base 613 to 3693 and encodes 1026 amino acids. Gene Ontology annotation, molecular function: DNA-binding transcription factor activity, RNA polymerase II-specific; protein dimerization activity; RNA polymerase II cis-regulatory region sequence-specific DNA binding.